This is a messenger RNA of Lycium barbarum (goji berry), 1130 nucleotides long. RefSeq lists its product as uncharacterized. The record is from RefSeq and is a predicted model, not a curated record. Bases 117 to 938 code for a protein of 273 amino acids. NCBI's taxonomy places the organism in Eukaryota, Viridiplantae, Streptophyta, Magnoliopsida, Solanales, Solanaceae. The transcript has 2 exons.
CCCUUGAAAAAAAAAAAGAGAAAGAAGAGAUUACUUACGUAUAGGUAGGGAAUAUUAAUGUUAUCUGAAGUAGACAUAAUCUUUAUAUUAAAGGAAAUUAUGAUGAGUAGCCUUCAAUGGGGAGUGAUGUGGUAGUUGUUAAUCCCUUAUCCUCCUCUUCUCCUUUACUACGCCACAGAUUUCCAUUCAACAAUUCGACUUCAAUAAAUUACACACGCUGUUUCUCCAGUAGCAGGCGCCCAAAGGACUACCCGGGGUAUAGCUGGGAUAAAGGAGCAGAGUUUGGUUUUGGAAGUAGCAAGCGGAUUUGGUGGUCCGAUGAUGAUGAUGAGUAUGACGUUGAAGACGACGAAGAAGAAGAAGCUCGAUUUGUUGAUGGUUUUGGAGCUGUGGAAGGUUCCAUUGGUUUUGCCUGGGUUAUCAAGGUGUUCAGAGCCUUUGGUUGGAUGCUUCCAGCUAUUAUUAUGUCAGCGGUACUUGGAACAGGUACAAAUACCAUUAUCAUGGCAAUAGCACUUCCUUUAGCACAGUCUGCUCUUUCUUUACUGAUGGAUGCCAUCUGGGGAUGGUCCGACGAAGGCCCACGAUCCAAGUACAAGAAAAAGAAAAGACGCUAUGCUAGAGCAGCGAGCAACCCUGGAAUAAGAAUGGGAAAAGGACAAAAUACUCGGAAUGGAAAAGGAGACUAUCAGUCCUCAAAUGGUGCAUCAGAUAGAAAAAAUUCUGGAAGCAAUCUAAAUUUUGGUGGCUGGGAUGAACUAGACAAUCAUGGGAUGGAAAGAGAGCAGAAAAAGCCCAUUAAUCGAAGACCGGCUCAACCAAGACAGUUGACUGAUGGUAAAUUGAGUAAGAGAAUCGGAAGGAGAGAAACUCCAUUGCUACUCAGACUGCUAUUUGCUGUUUUCCCGUUCUUGGGAUCGUGGACCAAGCUAUUGUAAAUUUGUAAUGGACUUCCGGAGUUGAAGCCUUUUGUAUUGUCAAACCUUAGCGUUUGGCAGCAAGCAAUCUUUAUUUGGUCCUUGUUGUUUUUCUCUAAGUGUGUUCAUUCUUACUCAGCUCGAGCACUCUUGUCCUAAAAUAAUGCCAAACAAAAAAAAAAGCAUCAUAAAAGACCUUGAUUACUUUGUUUC